Boeremia exigua is the source of this 1191-nucleotide messenger RNA. RefSeq names its product Fcf2 pre-rRNA processing-domain-containing protein. Gene Ontology annotation, biological process: RNA processing. The record is from RefSeq and is a predicted model, not a curated record. Gene Ontology annotation, molecular function: RNA binding. NCBI's taxonomy places the organism in Eukaryota, Fungi, Ascomycota, Dothideomycetes, Pleosporales, Didymellaceae. Gene Ontology annotation, cellular component: nucleolus. The transcript has 2 exons. The coding region runs from base 202 to 909 and encodes 235 amino acids.
CAUCGUCUUCUGCGGCAUGAAAGUGAAGCUGAUCAUGGUACCGGCAUGUACAUAGCUUUGCCCGCUGUUCCUGCCGUCACGGCUGUUCUGAGCGUCGGCCCGUGAAGCUGCCGAUUUCGAUGCUGGCCCGAGCGUCAUAUCCUCUCAAAAAGUUUCGCCCGCAAAAUCUCCAAACUUUGUGCAUCCCACGCAAACGCCAACAUGGAGCUUCUGCCAGCGCAUCAGCCUCUCCUCGAGGAUGACACCGAUGAAGAGCUUUCUGAUCAGCAAAUCAAGGAGCUGCUCAACGAGGCUGCCGAACGCAUGCGCGCAAAGGCAGCCUUGCAGCCAGUUGCUGCACCAGACGCGCCUUUCAAGCUUCCCAAGCUGAGGCCUGGGCACAUCGCCGACACAUACGAGAAGACCGAGGGCAACAUCGCUCGUCUUGAUCACUCAAAGCUAAUCGACAAGAAGCAGCUAGCUCUUGCUAAUGGUAUCAAGAAGAUCGAUGACCCUAUCGCCGACAAGCGCGCGCGGAAAGAGGAGAAGAAGGCGACCGCUGGCGCUGAGUGGUUCAAUAUGCCCAAGACCAAUCUCACUCCCGAACUCAAGCGUGACUUGCAGCUUCUAAAGAUGAGGAACGUCUUAGACCCUAAGCGCCACUACAAGAAGGACAACGCGAAGAACGAUGUCCCUGCGUUUUCGCAGGUCGGCACCGUCAUUGAGGGUCCAACGGAGUUCUUCAGUAGUCGUCUGAGUAACAAGGACCGCAAGCAGACUCUGUUGGAGGAGGUCAUCAACCAGGAACAGCAGAGCGGCCGCUUCAAGCGCAAGUACAAUGACAUAUCCGUCAAGAAGGCCAGUGGAGGAAAGAAUUUCUACAAGAAGCAGCAGGCCAAGCGCAACAAGGGCAAGGUCUUCAAGCCUUGAGCAUGUCGAUUUGGCAAGUACCAAGCUUUGCAUCUGUUCGCUAGCGGACGCCUUGCUGCCUACCUGCCCAACAUCCUAUCAACGUGUCACACAUCACAGCGAAAUUGGUGUGGGCCCUGCAGAUCUGCGACAGCAGCAUGUUCGAUAUGUGCUCACUUGCAUCGUCGAUUACCUCGAUUCGACUUACUCCUCGUGCAAGUCGCUAAGUACCUGUUUGACAAGGGCCACCAUAUCCUUCGCUGCCUCUCUCCCAGCGUCCAAGACCUCUGCGUGGUUCGCCAU